UUCCCCAUACCAUCCUAGACUCCUAGUCAUCCUUCCUGACUAAGCAUUCUUUCUUUUCCCUUCUUUUGCUUUUCGCAGGAUUCACCCUUGACACCCUUUCAUUUUCAUUUUGUGUUCCAAUUGUUUCCCAACUACACUAAUUCCUUGCCACCAACACAGAGCUUGGCUCUUUCAUCUUCCACGGCCUAUCAAAGUUUCUUUAGAAGAGCAUCUAGGACUUGGAAUGGCAUCAAAUUACCUCUCUUCUUCACGUAACUCCAGCUCCUCAUGGACACCCAAGCAAAACAAAUUAUUUGAAAAGGCCCUGGCCUUAUAUGAUAGGGACACCCCUGACCGCUGGCAGAACGUUGCCAGGGCAGUAGGCGGAAAAUCUGCAGAGGACGUGAAGAGACACUAUGAAAUCCUCGUAGAGGACCUCAAGCACAUUGAGUCAGGUAGUGUCCCAUUUCCUAAUUACAGAUCAACAGGGAACAACCGCUGAAGCAGUGUGCAUCUGGAAAACGGGCUUGUGAAGCACAUAACAUAAAGUUCAAUUGAAGUUCAAGAUGAAAGUAGAUCAUCUCGUCAACAAAGCAAUGUGUAUCAUCAGAAUAAUUCAAAAAACAAAAUAAUCUGCCCCUCUAUUUCUAUCUCUAAAUCCUACGUGCUCUCUCUCUCUCUGUAUCUUUCUCUUUUGUGUAAUUGUAAGCAGUACCAUAGCUAUGAAUCGAUGGUGUUACUUUAUUGCA
Messenger RNA from Cornus florida, 728 nucleotides. Its product is annotated as protein RADIALIS-like 3. Gene Ontology annotation, molecular function: DNA-binding transcription factor activity. Lineage: Eukaryota; Viridiplantae; Streptophyta; Magnoliopsida; Cornales; Cornaceae. The transcript has 2 exons. The record is from RefSeq and is a predicted model, not a curated record. The coding region runs from base 224 to 481 and encodes 85 amino acids.